AUGUCGUCAGCCCCUGCUGCGCCCCGCACCCCCGGUUCGUCGCCGCCCCCUGACGCCAUCCCGGCUAUCAGUGAGAAUGGAAAUCCAUCCCAUCCUCAGGCCAACGCAACGCGUCGCUCUUCCCGUGGCUUUCUUCGUCGUGCAAAAUCUACCGAGAAACUUGGCGAACGCAAAUUGUCCGGCAAAAUGAGUAAGAAGUUACUAAAAGAGCAGGCCAAGGAAGAGCAGCUACGUCGCCAACGGGAGGCUGCUGCUAUCUCAAAAUAUGCUCCUCAAUUGCCGGACAUCUCUCCCCCUCCCCAGCUCAACACGUUUGGCGGAGAAAAUGUUCAUCCCGGCAAUAGUGCAACCAUUUCAAGCCGAGCAGCAUACGAACCCAGCUCACCCCAAAACUACCCUCCUGUUCCGCCAAUUCCAUAUGACAUACUCGCAAGAACAGAAAGUAUGGCGCAUCGUGGCCGCUAUAGCUAUGCUAGUAGUGCAGUGAGUACGAUCAAUAGUCCGAGAAGAGUAAGGAGACGAAAGGACCCGACGCCCUACAACAUCCUCGUGAUUGGCGCGAAAAACUCCGGCAAGACCUCCCUCGUUAAUUUUCUACGACAAGCUCUUGCCCUCCCGCCUACGAAGCGCCCAACACGCAGUCUCGAAGAAAUGGAUGAUCUGCCACAGGCACCUCCAAACGGCUACUUCACCUGCCAUUAUCUCGAAACAGAAAUCGAUAGCGAACGAGUUGGUCUAACAUUGUGGGAUUCACAAGGGCUUGAGAGAAGUAUUGUGGACCUUCAGCUUCGCGAAAUCACUAGCUUUUUAGAAAGCAAGUUCGAGGAUAGCUUCACUGAGGAGAUGAAGGUUAUCCGGUCGCCCGGCGUGCGCGACACACAUAUCCACUGUGCAUUCCUUAUCCUGGAUCCAGCCCGACUUGACGCUAAUAUUGCUGCUGCUGAAAAGGCCGCCGAAGGGGAUCCUAGCAGUGCUGCUGCACGUGUAAUUGGCGGAUUGGAUGAAGACCUCGAUCUGCAAGUCCUACGUACUAUGCAAGGGAAAACAACGGUCGUGCCUGUAAUCAGCAAAGCUGAUACCGUUACCAGCGCUCACAUGUUGCAUUUGAAAAAGACCGUUUGGGACAGCUUGAAAAAGGCCAACAUCGACCCCCUGGAGGUACUGACGCUUGAGGAACCUGAAGACGACUACUCCAGCUCUCUUGACAGAUUUGACGAAAGGGAUGAAGAUGAACUGAGCGAAGACGGGAGACGCCGUACUCCGGACUCCGAAACCGUUCCGGACGACCCGAACAACCCAGUCCCACCUCCAGCGGCUCCAUCAGCCCUGGAGAAGUCAUUGGAGAAGCAACGAAAGCGCAGUUCAUCGUCUAGCAUGUUGAGCGGAGGGCCGAAUAACGAACCUUUCAUCCCACUCUCAAUUCUCUCGCCUGAUCCACACACCCUGGACUCUAAGGACGGACCAAUUGGUCGCAAAUUUCCUUGGGGAUUUGCGGAUCCGUAUAACCCCGAGCACUGCGAUUUUCUGAAGUUGAAGGAUACAGUAUUUGGCGAGUGGCGUGCUGAACUCCGUGAAGCCAGCCGUGAGGUUUGGUAUGAGAGAUGGAGAACUCUUCGGCUGAAGCGUAACGGGAGUCUUGGAAACGGUCAGAUCUAA
This is a messenger RNA of Uncinocarpus reesii 1704, 1656 nucleotides long. RefSeq names its product Sep4a protein. Gene Ontology annotation, biological process: cytoskeleton-dependent cytokinesis. The transcript is spliced from 2 exons. The record is from RefSeq and is a predicted model, not a curated record. Gene Ontology annotation, molecular function: GTP binding; GTPase activity; molecular adaptor activity. NCBI's taxonomy places the organism in Eukaryota, Fungi, Ascomycota, Eurotiomycetes, Onygenales, Onygenaceae. Gene Ontology annotation, cellular component: microtubule cytoskeleton; cell division site; septin complex. The coding region runs from base 1 to 1656 and encodes 551 amino acids.